Leopardus geoffroyi (Geoffroy's cat) is the source of this 1836-nucleotide messenger RNA. It is a transcript of the gene DOK5, whose product is annotated as docking protein 5. Gene Ontology annotation, biological process: cell surface receptor protein tyrosine kinase signaling pathway; positive regulation of MAPK cascade. The record is from RefSeq and is a predicted model, not a curated record. The coding region runs from base 385 to 1416 and encodes 343 amino acids. The transcript is spliced from 9 exons. Gene Ontology annotation, cellular component: cytoplasm. NCBI's taxonomy places the organism in Eukaryota, Metazoa, Chordata, Mammalia, Carnivora, Felidae.
CCUCCUCCUCUCUCCCCUCCUCCCCCCACCCCCUCCCCCGGGGCCCGCGAAGAGGCAGGGCUGGAGCCCUGAGCAGCCGCCGCUCCUCCUCCUCCAGGCUGGCGGAUGAGUCAGCUGACGCCGGCGCUCCAGCCUCGCCUCGCGGCGCUGCGCUCCCCGCGCUCCCCCGAAGUGGCUGCGAGCCGGCCGCCCACUUUCGGGGCUUGGGGGACCGAGUGAUGCGCGCCUGCUGAGGCCACGCCGAGCCGCGGCCGCCGCAGCUUCGCCGGGUCAACUUUCCCCCCGCCCCCCCCCCCCACGCCGCCUCCCGACCCGGCCCUUGACCCGCCCCAGAGCCACCUCGGGUGCGUGCGCUUGGGUGAGGGGGGUCGCCGGCUGCCCGGGAUGGCUUCCAAUUUUAAUGACAUAGUGAAGCAAGGGUACGUGAGGAUCCGGAGCAGACGCCUGGGGGAAUUUGAUUCGAGUUGGGUGGAAAUAAAGCCUUUGGAUAUUCUGAGCCAGGAAGAGAUUAUGAUGCUUCCCUCCUGCAGCCCGUGUUCCUCUGAAAUUCAAAAUGAAAUUAUAUAUCAGCGAUGCUGGCUAGUAUUCAAGAAAGCUUCAAGCAAAGGUCCAAAAAGACUGGAGAAAUUUUCUGAUGAACGUGCUGCAUAUUUUAGGUGUUACCAUAAGGUGACAGAGCUCAACAAUGUGAAGAACGUAGCCCGGUUGCCAAAGAGCACCAAGAAGCACGCCAUAGGAAUCUAUUUCAAUGACGACACCUCCAAGACCUUUGCUUGUGAAUCAGAUCUGGAGGCCGAUGAAUGGUGCAAACUGCUCCAGAUGGAGUGUGUGGGCGCACGGAUCAAUGACAUCAGCCUCGGAGAGCCUGACUUACUGGCUACUGGGGUUGAGAGAGAACAGAGUGAGAGAUUCAAUGUGUAUUUGAUGCCAUCCCCUAACUUAGAUGUACAUGGCGAAUGUGCCUUGCAGAUUACAUAUGAGCACAUCUGUCUUUGGGACGUCCAGAAUCCCAGAGUCAAACUCAUCUCUUGGCCGCUAAGUGCCCUGCGGCGGUACGGGCGAGAUGCUGCUUGGUUCACUUUUGAGGCAGGGAGGAUGUGUGAAACUGGGGAAGGGCUGUUUAUCUUUCAAACGCGAGAUGGGGAGGCCAUCUACCAGAAAGUCCACUCUGCUGCCUUGGCGAUAGCUGAACAGCACGAGCGCUUGCUACAGAGCGUGAAAAAUUCAAUGCUCCAGAUGAAGAUGAGCCAGCGGGCUGCCUCGCUGAGCACCAUGGCGCCUCUGCCCCGCAGCGCCUACUGGCAGCACAUCACGCGUCAGCACAGCGCCGGGCAGCUCUGCCGCCUGCAAGAUGUUGCCAGCCCUCUGAAGCUUCAUCGAACAGAGACUUUUCCUGCCUACCGGUCUGAGCACUGACACGAGCUGCCCAGAGUGGUUGUGGGACGCACCUGGGAUGUGUCAGCCACCGCAGAUCCUCGAGGCGGCAAGAUGACAGCGAGGGAGACCACGAAGGAAAGAAUCUGAAAGUCCCCGGCUGAUCGUGUGGUCAUUGGGAAACGGCAAUGCAAUAUUUGUCUUUUUCUUUCUUUUUUUUUUCUUUUUUUAAAAAAUCUUAGCGUGAUUGAAACAUGCUCUAUAGAUUUCGACUUCUCGUUCCCCCUCUUACAGCUGGACAGAAAGGAGUCAAUGCCGCAAAAUGAUUUUCUAUCGUAGAUACUGUGUCCCUUCCACUUCCUCUGAAUCUAUCCUUUUGUGGAUUCUUGUGAUUUCCCUUCUGAGUGUUUCAGUUGUAUGACAGUCAGUACUGACAAUAAAAUGGCUCUUCAUUAUUUGUUA